This is a messenger RNA of Centropristis striata (black sea bass), 2398 nucleotides long. Its product is annotated as extracellular calcium-sensing receptor-like. The transcript is spliced from 5 exons. NCBI's taxonomy places the organism in Eukaryota, Metazoa, Chordata, Actinopteri, Perciformes, Serranidae. Gene Ontology annotation, molecular function: G protein-coupled receptor activity. The coding region runs from base 16 to 2358 and encodes 780 amino acids. Gene Ontology annotation, biological process: G protein-coupled receptor signaling pathway. Gene Ontology annotation, cellular component: membrane. The record is from RefSeq and is a predicted model, not a curated record.
AAAUUUGCUCAAGCAAUGAUAUUUGCUGUAAAUGAGAUCAACAGAAAUCCUGAUUUGCUCCCUAAUAUUAAACUUGGCUACAAGAUAUAUGAUAACUGUGGAACUAUGGACAUCCUGAGAGCUGCACUGGCACUGGCCAGCGGACUAAAAGAAGAAGUCAGUGACGACAACUGUACUAAAAGUGACACAGUGCAAGCUGUUUUGGGUCAUUCAGGAUCAAGACCAACUAUUGCAUUUGCACAAGCUGUUGGAAGGUUUUAUAUACCUGUGAUCAGCCAUUUUGCCACCUGUGCCUGUCUGAGCAACAGAAAAGAGUAUCCCACUUUUUUCAGAACUAUUCCCAGCGACUACUACCAGAGCAGAGCCUUGGCAAAGCUGGUUAAGUACUUUGGUUGGACCUGGAUCGGAGCUGUAGCUGUGAAUAACCAAUAUGGCUUCAAUGGCAUAUCUGCAUUUAUCCAAGCUGCACAAGAAUAUGGAGUAUGCAUUGAAUAUUCUGAAGCAUUUUCAUCAUCAGAUCCACCUGACAGGCUGCAGAGAAUAGUAGAGAUCAUUAAGCAUGCCACUUCAAAAGUAGUCAUAGCUUUUAUGUCUCACAGAGAAAUUAAGUUGCUUGCCACAGAGCUGUACAAACAGAACGUUACAGGGCUGCAGUGGGUCGGCAGUGACGCCUGGAUCACAGAUCACUCUCUGACUGACAGCGAGGGACACAGCAUCCUGGUGGGCUCACUGGGCUUCACUGUCAGCAAAGCUAAGAUCCCGGGGCUGGAGGAGCACCUGAGGCAGCUCAGCCCAUCACAGUUUCCUGACAGUCAGUUUGUCAGAGAUUUCUGGGAAGACGUGUUUGACUGUGCUCUGAAUGACUCUGCAAACACCCAAAGAAAGCCAUGCAGCGGCUCUGAGAGCUUGCAGAAUGUUGAAUCAAUGUUCACUGAUGUGUCUGAGCUGAGAUUCACUAAUAAUGUAUACAAGUCAGUUUAUGCAGUUGCUCAUGCUCUCGACAACCUCAUGAAAUGCGAGGAGGGUAAAGGGCCCUUUUCAAAUGGGAGAUGUGCUGAUACCAAACACAUUCAACCAUGGCAGGUCCUGCAAUAUCUCAACACUGUGAAUUUCACCACUGAGGAAGGGGAAAGAGUUUACUUUGACAGUAAUGGAGACUCACCGGCAAGAUAUGAACUUGUUAAUUUACAAAUGGAAAACCAAGGAGCUAUGAAAGGAGCAACAAUUGGCAUUUAUGAUGCUUCUCUUUCAGAGAGUCAUCAGUUUGUCAUGAAUGACAUCCCAGUUGUCUGGGGAAAUGGAUUAACCAAGGUUCCUGUGUCAGUCUGCAGUGAGAGCUGUCCCCCAGGAUCUCGUAAGGUCCUCCAGAAAGGAAAGCCUGUCUGCUGUUAUAAUUGCAUACUGUGUCCAGCUGGCGAGAUCAGUAAUUUAACAGAUUCAAUACACUGUAUGAAAUGCCCACCAGAGUCCUGGUCAAACAAGCGGAGAGAUGCCUGCAUCCCCAAAGCAAUAGAAUUUUUGUCUUAUGUUGAAAUCCUGGGAUCAUUGUUGGUCCUUUUUUCUCUGCUGGGUGUUUUUCUAACUGUGAUGACGGCACUAGUGUUCUACUGCCACAAAGAAACACCUCUAGUACGAGCCAACAACUCUGAGCUGAGCUUCCUGCUGCUCUUCUCCUUGACUCUGUGUUUCCUGUGUUCUCUGACCUUCAUCGGCCGGCCCUCUGAGUGGUCCUGCAUGCUGCGACACACAGCGUUCGGCAUCACCUUUGUCCUCUGUAUCUCUUGUGUUCUGGGGAAAACUUUAGUGGUGUUGAUGGCCUUCAGGGCCACACUUCCAGGAAGUAAUGUGAUGAAAUGGUUUGGGCCUACACAGCAGAGGCUCAGUGUUCUGGGUUUCACUCUCAUACAAGUUAUCAUUUGCAUACUUUGGCUGACAAUAAACCCUCCUUUUCCUUUUAAGAAUUUGUUGCUCUAUAAGGACAGAAUCAUCUUAGAGUGUCAUCUUGGCUCAGCUGUCGGGUUCUGGGCUGUGUUAGGAUACAUAGGACUCCUUGCUCUCUUAUGUUUUUUACUCGCUUUUUUGGCUAGAAAGUUACCAGAUAAUUUCAAUGAAGCUAAAUUCAUCACCUUCAGCAUGCUGAUAUUCUGUGCAGUCUGGAUCACAUUUAUCCCUGCAUAUGUCAGCUCUCCUGGGAAGUUCACUGUAGCUGUGGAGAUAUUUGCUAUUCUGGCUUCCAGUUAUGGGCUUCUCUUCUGUAUUUUUCUGCCAAAAUGUUUCAUAAUUUUGUUCAGGCCUGAACAGAACACAAAGAGACACAUUAUGGGAAAGACAUCAAAUAAUAAUGACAUACGCUUUUAACCACUGACAUUUUAGUUUUCCUCUUUUCCAACCCAGGUGU